This is a messenger RNA of Maylandia zebra (zebra mbuna), 1399 nucleotides long. Its product is annotated as visinin-like protein 1. NCBI's taxonomy places the organism in Eukaryota, Metazoa, Chordata, Actinopteri, Cichliformes, Cichlidae. Gene Ontology annotation, molecular function: calcium ion binding. The record is from RefSeq and is a predicted model, not a curated record.
UUAACGCGAAGGUUAUUUUACAUAAGGGAACAACUGUUUUGGAGCAAAACACCGCCGCGAGAAUAGCUGGAAAGAAAAAGAGAGGCUUUUGUUUUCUGGCUGAAAGGAGCUUAAUCUUCUUCCACGCGUUACAGGAGGUGAAGCAUCAUGGGGAAACACAACAGCAAGCUGGCUCCAGAGGUCCUGGAUGACCUGACCAAGAGCACUGAAUUCAAUGAGGCAGAGCUCAAGCAGUGGUACAAGGGCUUCCUUAAAGACUGUCCUUCUGGCAUUCUGAACCUGGAGGAGUUUCAGCAGCUCUAUGUCAAGUUUUUCCCAUAUGGUGAUGCUUCCAAGUUUGCUCAACAUGCGUUUCGGACGUUUGACAAAAAUGGCGAUGGGACCAUCGACUUCAGAGAGUUCAUUUGCGCCCUGUCCAUCACCUCCAGGGGUAGCUUUGAGCAGAAACUCAACUGGGCCUUCAACAUGUACGAUCUAGAUGGAGAUGGAAAGAUCACACGCAUGGAGAUGCUGGAGAUCAUCGAGGCCAUCUACAAGAUGGUAGGCACAGUGAUCAUGAUGCGUAUGAACGAGGACGGGCUUACCCCUCAGCAGCGUGUAGACAAGAUCUUCUCCAAGAUGGACAAGGACCAGAACGAUGAGAUCACCUUGGAAGAGUUUAAAGAGGCGGCCAAAUCCGACCCUUCCAUUGUCCUACUGCUGCAGUGUGACAUGCAGAAGUAGACUGGGAGGGGUGGAGAAACAGAGCAAGGGUAAUAGAGUUGAACUGAAUUUAGAGAAGGAAGGAGGCUGAGAGAACAGUGAAGCAGGAGGAGAAAGGGAGGGAUGCUGCUAGAGAGAGGAGGAGGAGAAGGAGAGAGGCAGGGAAUCUUUCUUUCUCCCUUUCUCUGAGGUAGUGAUGUCUGGAAAUAAGCCAUGUUUGGAACACGGACCCCCUGAUUGAUGCCAUUCUUUUAUCCGGGCUGCCCUGCUGUGCAGCUCUCCUGAAGCACUUCUGCUUCAGUCCAGCUGAGCGUCUUUAUAAAUUCAGCCCGAUCUGUGGAAAGUGGAAAUCCCUCCAGCUCUGUUUAGCGCAGAUCAAAGAAAUAAAAUACAGAUUUACAUAGGAAAUAGUCUCACUCAGAUGUUCAUGCUGUCAGGCUCUGUGCCUAGUGUGCGAUAUUACAAGGCUGCAACACAACUGAAGUAUAAAGAUCACAUCUUUUUUUAAUCUGCUUUUUUAUUUGUGUAACAUGUACACUGUUUUCAAGACUUACAACAUGUAAAUGUAAAGUAGCUUACUUCCAAAUUAUGUAAGCUAACUAAUAAUAUUGACAUCACUAUAGAUGUGUCCAAAUUCAUGGGCUGCAUCCUCCUGAGGACCCGGCCUUCACAGUCUACGUGGGCCGGGUCCUCAGAA